This is a messenger RNA of Oryzias melastigma (Indian medaka), 2172 nucleotides long. RefSeq names its product ligase IV, DNA, ATP-dependent (gene lig4). Gene Ontology annotation, biological process: nucleotide-excision repair, DNA gap filling; double-strand break repair via nonhomologous end joining; immunoglobulin V(D)J recombination. NCBI's taxonomy places the organism in Eukaryota, Metazoa, Chordata, Actinopteri, Beloniformes, Adrianichthyidae. The record is from RefSeq and is a predicted model, not a curated record. Gene Ontology annotation, cellular component: DNA ligase IV complex; DNA-dependent protein kinase-DNA ligase 4 complex. Gene Ontology annotation, molecular function: DNA binding; DNA ligase (ATP) activity; ATP binding.
AACUUUUUGAAAGCUGGAACUGGAAGUGUAAACAUUGAACUGAGGCGGAGGACCGUUUCUAGUUUUAAAUUGUUUAGGGGGGAUAACGCAAACAGCACGCAGGAUGGACGCCGCGUCCUCCAAAAGCGACGCUCCCGGAGAGCAUACGGUGGCGGCGCAAGUUCCCUUCAUUCAUCUCUGCACGACCUUAGAGAAGAUCCAAAAGGCCAAACUGCGUCCAGAGAAAUCCAAGAUCCUGGGGGAUUUCAUCGAGUCCUGGCGAAAGUUCCACGCCGCCCUGCACAAAGACAACCCCCAAACCGCGGACUCCUUCUAUCCAGCCAUGCGGCUCAUCGUCCCGCCGUUCGAGCGCGAGCGGAUGGCGUACGGCAUCAAGGAGAGCAUGCUGGCGAAGCUUUACAUCGACGUGUUAGGCCUGCCGAAGAGCGGGCCGGAGGCCAACAAGCUGCUGAACUACCGCGCUCCGACGACGUCCCAGGGAGAGGCCGGAGACUUCGCCGGGAUGGCGUACUUCGUCCUGAAAAAACGGUGCACCAGCCAGGGGAACCUCAGCAUCAAAGAGGUCAACGACUUCCUGGACUCGGUGGCGUUGAACAACGCCAGCAAGAAGAAGGAUCUGAUGAGGAAGAGCUUGCUCCACCUCAUCACCCAGAGCUCCGCCCUGGAGCAGAAGUGGCUCAUCCGGAUGAUCCUGAAGGACAUGAAGCUCGGCGUCAGCAAGGAGACCGUGCUGCAGGUCUUCCACCCGGACGCCGCCGAGCUCUUCAACGUCAACACAGACCUGAACAAGGUGUGCCAGCAGCUCCACGACCCCUCCGUGUCUUUGAGCGAUGUCUCCAUCGGGCUUUUCUCCGCUUUUAAGCCCAUGCUAGCGGCGGUGGCUAACAUCUGCAACGUGGAGAAGCAGAUGGGCAACAGCCCCUUUUACAUCGAGACCAAGCUGGACGGCGAGCGAAUCCAGCUCCACAAGGACGGAGACGUCUACAAGUACUUCAGCCGAAACGCCUUUGAGUACACGCAGCAGUUUGGGGGAUCGCCGCUGGAGGGAUCGCUGACGCCGUACGUCCACAACGUCUUCAAAAGCCACGUGGUGAGCUGCAUCCUGGACGGCGAGAUGAUGGCGUACAACCCGGCCACGGAGACCUUCAUGCAGAAGGGGAGCAGGUUCGACAUCAAGAAGCUGAUGGACGACUCGGAGCUGCAGACGUGCUUCUGCGUGUUCGACGUGCUGCUGGUCAACGACCGCAAGCUCGGCAAGGAGGCGCUGAAGAAGCGCUACGAGAUCCUCCAGACGGUUUUCACCCCCGCCAAGGGGCGGAUUCACCUGGUUCCGAAGAGCGAAGCCAGAACCGUGCAGGACGUGGUGAGCGCGCUCAAUGACGCCAUCGACAGCAGGGAGGAGGGGAUCAUGGUGAAGGACCCGCUGUCCAUCUACAAGCCGGACAAGCGCGGCGAAGGCUGGCUGAAGAUAAAGCCCGAGUACGUGGACGGCUUGAUGGACGAGCUGGACCUGCUGAUCGUCGGCGGUUACUGGGGGAAAGGCCGGCGGGGAGGUAUGAUGUCACACUUCCUGUGUGCUGUCGCCGAAGCUCCAAAGCCGGGCGAGAAGCCGUCAGUCUUCCACUCCCUGUGCCGCAUCGGAUCGGGCUACACCAUGAAGGAGCUGUACGACCUCGGCCUCAAGCUGGCCAAGCACUGGAAGGUCUACCGGAAGAACGACCCGCCGCCGUCCAUCCUGUGCGGCACCGAGAAACCGGAAGUCUACAUCGAGCCCUGCAACUCCAUCAUCAUCCAGGUGAAGGCGGCAGAGAUCGUCCCCAGCGACAUGUACAGAACCAACUGCACCCUGCGCUUCCCCCGGAUCGAGAAGAUCCGGGACGACAAGGAGUGGCACCAGUGCAUGACCCUGGCCGAGCUGGACCAGUUCCGCGGCAAGGCGUCCGGGAAGCUGGCCUCGCGCCACCUCCGCAUCGACGACAACGACCAGCCGCAAAAGAAGAAGCGCAAGCUGCCACCCAAAGCCAAGAGAGUGGUCGGCGUCCUCGACCACUUCAAGCCCCAAGAUCUGACCGGCGUCUCCAAGGAGACGGAUAUGUUCGAGGACGUAGAGUUCUGCAUCCUCAACGGCACGGACGACCACCCCAAAUGUGAGCUGGAGAAGGGCGUUGCCAG